CAUACCUACCGAUUGGGUGUCAACCAGUUCUCGGACAUCACGGAUGAAGAGUACAGACAAAUGUUGACAUUAGACGUGUCGGCGCUGGAGGGACAGCAAACUUAUGACAAGAAGCCGUACUCCAUAAAAGCACAGUUACCCGAAAGUGUCGACUGGAGAACCAAGAAUGUGGUGUCGGCCGUCAAGAAUCAGGGAUCGUGCGGUUCAUGCUUCGCCUUCGCCAGCGUUGACACGAUAGAGAGCGCGCACGCCAUCAAAACCGGAACUCUGGUGACCCUAUCCCCGCAAAACGUCAUCGAUUGUAUGGGCAACCCGGGUGUAUGCACCCAGGGCAGUUACAUGCACCUGGCAUUUGAGUUCAUCAUCAAAGAGGGAGGUCUCGACAAGGAGGAGAGCUAUCCAUACAAAGGCGUAUACCACAAAUGCAGCUACCAGGCCCAGUACUCGGGCGCCUCCAUCACCGGCUACGCCAACGUCACCUCCGGUGAUGAGGAUGCCCUCCAGGAGGCCAUUGCCACUAAUGGCCCGGUAGUUGUGGGUAUCGACGCCAGUCUCUCCACAUUCAGGAGUUAUAAGAGCGGUGUUUAUAACGAUAAGAAGUGUAAGAACGCGUUUAGGGACUUACACCACGCCGUGGUUGCUGUUGGAUAUGGCACUGAAAAUGGUCAGGACUACUAUAUUGUCAAGAACUCGUGGGCUACCACCUAUGGUGACCAUGGCUAUAUCAAGAUGGCACGUAACGCUAAUAAUCAUUGCGGUAUUGCCACGUACGCCCUGUACCCCACUGGUACCAAAUAA
This is a messenger RNA of Oppiella nova, 798 nucleotides long. Lineage: Eukaryota; Metazoa; Arthropoda; Arachnida; Sarcoptiformes; Oppiidae. The record is from the annotation of a GenBank genome assembly.